AUGACGAAACAGAAUGACGGGCUUUUCCUCUUAGAGGUUCUCGUUGAUAAAAUAUUUUUUAUUAAAAGUCCCUGUUUUUCUGAUAAGGAUUUUAGGACAUGUAUUAACAUCGCAUGUCCGGGAGUUGAACCACUGGAGAUCUGUGACGACGAACCAGGAGCUUGCUUAGUGAAGAGUACCGGCCCAUUUAUCAAAUCCUUUAACAAUGGGAAAUCUUGCCUUUUUUCUCUAAAUGAAAAUGAAAUCAAUACUGCCAUGAAUAAAUAUCCCAUAAAUGUUUGUGUGUAUAAGGCUCUACCAUGUGGAUGUUUGCCAACAAAAAUUGUAAUGGGAGAAUGUGUAAUUGAUAUGACAAAAGAAUUUGUUGAAGCGCGCAAAACUUUUUUGGAAGAUCCAACCAAUGUCAGCUACCAAGCUCUUAAAGAUUCGUUUCGAAUCGUUGGACCAGAUGGAUCCGAGACCGGCGAAAUUGUUAUGUUUUUACGUAUAUCCUGUUUUGGCAAAUUAAUUAUAACUAGAUUUCAGGGACCGGGUGGUCCACCAAAUUUAGCAGCCGGUAAAAGUUCAGCAAUUAUUGAUAGAUCUUGCACUCCUACGAGAGAAUACCAAAGCAUGCAAGAUCCAUGUGCAUGCGGAGCAGCACGAGGCAAUAUUAAUGGUGGAGUUGGAGGUAGUGCAGGGGUACCCUGUAACGUCGACCCUUAUAAUAGUAUGCCCUGUACGGACCUUGAUGACCCAUGUUACUGUUCUGGACCCAAACCACAACCAAAACAGCAGAUGGUUUGCAGGAAUACUGAUCAAUAUUGUUUACAUGUACCGAAAGAUUGCUGUCCGACUGGAAACAAGGUUGUAUUUCAAUUGCCUACGGAUACCUGUGACCUUGGCCACAAACAAAGAACACACUUCAAGUUCACUUCAGAUGGAGUGGGUGACUUAGCUAGGGAUGAGCCAGGCCAACUAAUGUCAACCACUUCAGAACAAUACCCAGGUGUUGUAUAUGAUUUUCCAAGACAAAUAAUAAAAAUGAGAAUCGGAAAGACUAUUGAAAUGCCCGGAAGGAAAUCAAAACUUGAAUAUCAAUUCAUAACACCCGUGAUAACACAUGAAAAGAUAGUGCCAGUAAGAGAGGAGCGAACAGCGCAGUGUGCUCAAGCUUGUAAUCUACAAAACUUGCUGUUACAACAAACAAAGGAGGACGGAGAGUUAUCAUCGAGGAAAAUAAAGCAUAUAAUUUACGAUUUGCAAGUUUUCAGUAAACAGUCUUUUUUAUCAAAUUCGACAAAUAAUGUCUCUGUAAGAAAACGAAUAUCUGAAACUCAUACAGAUAUAUUUUAUAACAACGUUGAUCGUACUUGGGAAUCGUGGGGCUCUUUUAAAGAUGUUAAAGAAGCUGGCUGUUUUGGAGUAAAAGAUACAUCAGUUUAUAUGUCUCUUUCUCAUAAUUAUGGCCGGAUGACACUAGGUACACAAGCUACGGCUUCUAUUAAUAAAUCUUUUCAAGUUUGUGAGGAGUGGAAGACAUCAUUAAAAAGCGAAACAGAGGCUACUUCAAAUUACUGUUCAACGUGCUCAGUAUCCACUGUUCCUUUACGUAAAUAUAAGAAUCGGGUUACUAAAAAUUUACUUCGCCCUGAAAUUUAUUUUUUUGGAAAGAAGAAAGAACGCUCAGAUAAUAAGGGGAUGGGAUCAAAAGGUUCUUAUGCAAAACUACAUAAGACAAGUCAAACGUCAGGUACUGCUAUAAAAAGUGGUUCCAAAUCAAGUAUUCAAUCCUGUUCAAAUCAAAGCAUUAAAAGGCGUAGUAGUUCUACCGCAAAGCCUAAUUUCACAGCAAAAAAUUCUAAGGGAGCAGCAACGGCAUCAGGUACUUUUAAGUCCGUUACUAUAAAAGACGAAAAGUCACAAAAACCUUGUCCAGCAUUGGGAGGAACCACAAAGGGAGAUAUGACGGCUACGGUUUCGCAUAUUAAGAUCGGGCCUAAAGAAACAUGUCCCGUGCAUGGAAAUGAUCCUUGUCAGGGUCCUAAGUGUGUAUUGGCUUCUUCAGGACAAGAACAGGGAUUAGUGAAGGUGACUAAUAUAAAUAAUCCUAGGAAAGGUGUCUUCGAAAUUGUUAUUCGAAAACUUACUGGGGCACCUUUAGCAAAAAAUGAAUUAAUGUUAGAGUGGACUCCACCGCCAUCUCGUACAUCGCCAUGUAAUGUGCCAUGUCCAAUAUCUUAUAUUCCACCUCGCUCUUGUCGCCAUUCAAAAUGUAAGUUAAUAGUAUGCCGACCUACAUCCUGUAGACCUAAAUGUUCAAGAAAAAAGCCAUGUGGACAAACGAGUUGUCGAACACUUCCCUGUAAAAGUUGUUGCAGAGCUACAUGCUACGGAAGCCCAUAUCGUCCAUGUAAGCCAUGCCCUCCACAACCACCCUCAUGCUGUCCAGUUUCACCUUGUAGCCAAUGCGUUAAGCCUUGCAAGACGCCCUGUGCCAUACCUUGCAAAAGCUCACCGUGCCUAAAACCUUGCCCGAUUGGACGCAAACGACCCCGGAUAUCUCGAAGUCAGCCAAAGAUUAAAUCUCAUCGCAAGAAACUUUCUCCCUGUUCUAAUCGUGCAAAGGCAUGUCCUGUUGUUCGAUGUCGCAGUAUAGCUGGACAGUGUACUGUGUACUGUGGUAUUCCUCAAUUUUGCUUACCACGAAACUGCAGUGCAGUUCUUCCCUGUAAAUUCACAAGUCUAGAAUCUUGUUUGAAGAGCUGUUCUUCCUGUUGUGGCUAA
This is a messenger RNA of Nymphalis io (European peacock), 2766 nucleotides long. RefSeq lists its product as uncharacterized. Bases 1 to 2766 code for a protein of 921 amino acids. The transcript is spliced from 4 exons. Lineage: Eukaryota; Metazoa; Arthropoda; Insecta; Lepidoptera; Nymphalidae. The record is from RefSeq and is a predicted model, not a curated record.